AUGAAUCGUCAAAUAGCAAAUGAAAUACUUGAUUGGAUUUGUGUAAUAAUGUUCAUUCUUGGUACACUUGGAAAUACUCUUGGUAUUAUUGUAUUUUCAUCACGAAAAUUUCGUCGAACAACUUAUGGUCGUUUAGCAAUAGCAUCAUUAAUUAUAAAUCUAUUAUGUGUAUUUCGUUAUUCAUUACUUUUUCAUUCGAAAACUCGUCGUUGGAUAACAUAUAGUGUUGGUCAAACAUGGUUGAAAUGUAAAAUAUAUCGAUUAUCAUCUUGUUUACGUAUUUUAUCAGCUUUUGUUAUUGUUGCAUGGACAUACGAACGUUUUACUUAUGUAACAAUCAAUUAUAGUUUAUUUACAAAUCAUCCAUUUGUUAAAAGAUAUAAAUUUUAUUUUAUGACAUUUAUUUCUUUAAUUAUUAUUGGAGCACUUACUGGACCAACUGUUUAUUUUUAUCAACCAAUAUUGAUAUCUGUACCGAAUCUACAAAAUCUUACAUUACUCAGAUCAACUAAUUCUUCAUAUGGUAGAUAUUCAUAUAAAAUUGGAGAUUCAACAAAUAUUCAUUCAUAUCAAUCAGUAUGUUCUUUAAAAGAAUCAGUUUCAUCAACAUGGCGUAGUUUUUUAAAUGAUGUUCGAUUUGGUUUAAAUUAUACAACAUUACGUUCAAUAUUUUCUGAAAUAAUUCCAUCUAUACUCGUUAUUGGAUUCGAUAUUGGAAUUAUUGCUCAUGUUGUACAAUCAGCAUCGUUUUUAUCAGCAAAUGGUGCAUCAACAAGUGCCCGUCCAAGUGAUCGUACAUCAUUUCAAGUUAAAGAUGGUGUUGAUGGUUUAAUGGUACAUAAUCGUCCACGUACAUCAUGGAUGAAUAUUGUUUUAAUAAUUCAUUCAUUUUUAUUUUGUUUUUCAUCAGUAACAGCAACACUUGUUCAUUGGUCAACAUCCGAUAUGCUUUUAUCAUAUUGGUCAAGUGUUGUUAUACUAAUUAAUUGCUCAUUAAAUUUUUAUGUUUAUUGUCUAAGUGGAAAAUCUUUUCGUAGUGAAAUACGAAAAUUAUUUUAUCGUUAUUUUCAAUUAUAUUGUUUUGGACAACUUCUUAAUCUAUUUCGAACAAAAUCUCAAAGAGAAGAAAAUGCACAAAUUGUACGAAUGCGUUUAGUUAGACAUCGAAGUACUAUUAUACCACCACAAUCUAUUGCUCAUUUACGUGGAACUUCAUUUGCUGUAGCAUAG
This is a messenger RNA of Adineta steineri, 1230 nucleotides long. The record is from the annotation of a GenBank genome assembly. NCBI's taxonomy places the organism in Eukaryota, Metazoa, Rotifera, Eurotatoria, Adinetida, Adinetidae.